This is a messenger RNA of Lethenteron reissneri (Far Eastern brook lamprey), 7067 nucleotides long. It is a transcript of the gene LRRK1, whose product is annotated as leucine rich repeat kinase 1. Gene Ontology annotation, molecular function: protein kinase activity; ATP binding; protein binding. The record is from RefSeq and is a predicted model, not a curated record. Lineage: Eukaryota; Metazoa; Chordata; Hyperoartia; Petromyzontiformes; Petromyzontidae. Gene Ontology annotation, biological process: protein phosphorylation.
AUGCAGCAGUUGCAGCCCUUUGGACUUCCCCUUUCUCUUCUGCAUCACCACCACCACCCACCACCACCAUGUCGGCCCAUCACUCGGCCUCUCCCCGCAGCGCAGACGGUCGCCGAGAGCCGUGACACAGGACGGGGUGGAACUCGGUGGUGGAACUCGGUGGUGGAGGGGAGCGGACCGUCGUCCACUCGCAGUCUCGAGGUGUCGCGUGUGGAGGAGGAGGAGGAUGGAGGACCUGGUGAAGUAAUCCGCCCCGCGCCAGCGAGCCACGCGGGAGAUGCGGCUCGCGAUGUCGAGACGCGGGUAAAGCUGCGUCUCACAGUAGGGCCACGUCUGAAGGGAGCUCUCGUGCGUCCCACGCGUCGUGUUGCAGCUGGCCGCAGCUGCGUGCCACCGUCACUCGAGGCCAGCGGCUCUUCUUCUUCUCAGCCUGGGGCGCACGCACCGCCUGGGGCAGCGAGACACGACAGAGGUUUUGAGAAGCCGAGCUGGAGGCUACUGCGGCUGGAGCUGCUGCGCAUCGCAAGGCCAUGGCCUCGGCGGGCGACGUGAGGAUGAACGCCGAGCCGGGGAUGGCGGCUCCACUGGAGGAGGAGGAGGAGGCGUCCGUGGCGGAAGAUGCCUCUGAUCGUGCGUCGGAGAUCGAUGGUGACGAAGAAAAUGGCUUGGUGGUGAAAUGGUCGCGCUUGAAACUGCAGAAUCUGAAGAUCUCCUGGAUUGCUGAAAUCAGCCAGAGCCUCGUCGAGAUGGACUUGUCUCAAAACCUUCUGGAGGAACUUCCGCCCUUGGUGCCAUGGGGUCUGAAAAUGCUCCGCACUUUCGACGCCUCCUCCAAUCAGCUGACGUGUUUCCCCAGCGUUACACCUCAGCAGAUCUUCUGCACUGGGUUGACCGAAAUCAACCUCUCCAUGAAUUGCAUCUUCUCCCUGCCUGCUGAGGUGUUCCUGCUGACCAACCUCAAGACUCUGAACCUCUCCCACAAUCAGCUGAGCGAGUUUGGCUGCCCCGAGAGAGCAGCCCUGGGGCUGGUGCAGUGCCGAGACCUGGAGGUGCUGAACCUGUCGUACAAUCAGCUGGGGGGGCUGCGCAAGGAAGUCCUGCAGCUCCUCAACGGACUGCGCUGCCUCAACGUGUCUCACAAUCAGCUCAAGGCAUUCCCGCCGGCGUGGCACUGUCCGCUGGUGCAACUGAAGGCGACUCACAACCAGCUGGAGGAGAUUGGGGAGAGCUUCCAGCUGCACUGGGAGAGCACCCUGCAGGAGCUCGACCUCAGCAACAACGCCCUCGCCGAGCUCCCGGCGGCCAUCCUGCAGCUCACGGAGUUGCAGAGUUUGAAUCUCUCUGAUAAUCAUCUGCUGGUCAUUCCUCCUGCGCGGAUGUGGACGUGCUGCAAGCUGCAGACCCUCGACUUGUCACAAAACUACAUUGGCAAGCAACCAUCUUUGUUCAGCAGGGGCAGCGGCAGCGGCGGCAGCGGGAGCAGGAACCGGCUCGUCGCGUUCAUCACCAGGAAGCUGAGACACCCAACGGAAGGUGUGCUUCUGGACUUACCGGACUUUCUGGGGAGCACGCUGGAAGCCCUCAACCUGAGCAGCAACUUUUUGGACAGCGUUCCUUCUUCCAUCGGCUCCCUCCUCGCUUUGCAGGAGCUCUACCUCUCCAGGAACCCGGGCGUCCGCGAGCUGCCGCACGCGCUGGGCAGCCUCGGCAACCUGUGGCUGCUGGAGAUCGACGAGCUGGAGAUCUCCAAUGUCCCUGCUCACCUCCUGCGUGACCCCAACGGCACGCCGGCCAUCUUGGCCUACCUGCGGGCCCAGCAGCGCCGCUCGCAGCACUGCUACUCCCUCAAGCUCAUGGUGGUCGGCCCCUCGCACCAGGGGAAGACGUCGCUCCUCUCGUCGCUGAGACACCGGCGGAAGCCGCCACCGCCGCCGGUCUCGGGCGGCUACCCCGACAUGCCCAUCGUGCUCAGCACCUGGGACCUGCAGCGGCCCCUGGGCCUCGCCGACCUCAAGGUGGAGAAGAUCCGCUUCUCGGUGUGGGACGUGGGCGGCACGGCGAGCGCGCUGCCCGUGCACCGCUGCCUGUGCACCGACCGGGCGCUCUACCUGCUCGUGUGGAACCUGGCGCUGGGCGAGGAGGGAGUGCUGAGCCUGCACCACUGGCUGCUCACCAUCCAGGCGCGGGCCCCGCACGCGGCGGUGAUCGUGGUGGGGACACACCUGGACCGCCUGCCCGAGCGCUUCAUGGGCGAGAGGCUGGCCACCCUCAAGGCCCACGUGCUCAGCUUGUGCUGCGACCCGAGUGGCCGGAGCUUGAGCGGCUACCCCAGCGUUGACUGCAAGCACAUCUGCGAAGUGUCGUGCCAGUCUCUCGCUGGCAUCGACGACCUGCGGAAGUUGAUCUUCCGGGCGGCGUGCGGCAUAAAGGACGGGGGCAGCGCCGUUCCCAACCAGCGGCUCCUGGGGCGCCUGGUGCCCAGGAGCUACAUCGCGCUGCACGACGCGGUGCAGGCGGAGCGCCAGCGCCGCGUGGCGGAGGUGCUGCCGCAGGUGCUGACGCGCGAGGAGCUGCGGGCGCUGGCGGAGAGCACCCCGGGGAACGACUUCUCCUACUCGCACGACGACCUGCAGCGAGCGGUGCAGUUCCUGUCAGAGGUGGGGGCGCUGCUGCACUUCCCGGACUGCAGCUGGGGCCUGGGAGAGGUGCUUUUCCUGCACGGGGGCUGGCUGGCGCACUGCCUGGAGGGCACGCUGCGCGGCGUGGGCUCGGGGCCCGGCCAGGGCGCCACGCGGCCCCGGGAAGCCAUCGUGUCGGCGCUGGCGGCCGCCGGCGUUCCCGCGAGGCACCAGGAGCAGCUCCUGCAGCUGCUGCUGCUCUUCGAGAUGAUGCUGCCCCUGCAGCACGACAGCUUCCUGCUGCCCCACCUCAUGCCGGAGAGGCCCGGCCUGCAGCUGCUUCCGGUGUUGGAAGACGACGGCAAGAAGACGAUGACCGUCCGCCGCCUCGUGCAGAUGAGCUUCACGCCAGUGGGCUUCUGGUCGCGGCUCAUCGCGCGCCUGCUCAUCAGCGUGGCUCAGAUUGAGCGCCAGGUGGUAGGAGGUGUAAGGAGGCCUUUGGGGAAGCAGGCCACAGACCCCGACUGUGACGUGAGCUAUGCCCGUGCCAGCACGUUUCGGAUUCGCCGAGCGCGCAAGGUCUACUGGCACGAGGGCCUGGCCAUCCUGCACAGCGACGGCUUCUUCAGCGUGGAGGCUGCAGGGAAGCAGUGGGGGGACCCGGGAGAGCAUCCCGGCAUCGAGAUAUUGGUUCAGUCCCAGUCGCAGGACUUCUCUGCCAUCGCGUUCGUCACGGACCACGUCAACACGCUCAUCGAACACUGGUUCCCCGAACUGAUGGAUGUGGAGACCAACGGGACGCCGUUCAUCAAGCAGCUCAUCCCCUGUCCCUACUGCGCCGGCCCUGCAGACUCGCGGGAGGGAGAGCGCCAGGGAGGGGAGUGCGAGGACGAUAGGCCCGGGUUAUUCACUCUGGAGGAGUGCGUGAUGGAGGCUGUGAGGUCCGAUGUGAUCGCGUGCCACAGACACGUGGACAAUCCCGUGCCCCUGACCCGGCUCAUCCCAGAGGCGUUCCUCACAGACUUCCCAAAGCGGCUGCUCUUGGACGUCGCGAGCCUGGACUACGACCCAAGGGAAGAGUUGCAGCUGGGCCAGGGCGCCAGUGGAACCAUCUACAGAGCGCUCUACCAGGGCCAGCCAGUGGCCGUCAAGGACUACCACAUCAAGGGGGCGGCCCAGCAGGAGGACACGGUGCUGCGGAGGAUGCACGCGGGGCGCGUGUGGCGCCGCAUGGCGGACCUGCGCGUGGAGGCGUGCAUGAUGCGGACGCUGUCCCACCCGUGCGUGGUGGCGCUGCUCGGGGUGAGCGUGCGCCCGCUGGUGCUCGUGCUCGAGCUGGCGCCGCUCGGCAGCCUCAGCGACGUCCUGGAGCGCCGCGAAGCCCUGGCGCGCUCGCAGGAGGAGCCUGACGCCGACCCGCUGCCUCUCGGCGUGAUUCUCACCCACAAGGUGAUCCACCAGAUGGGGUUGGCGUUGGCCUACCUGCACCGGCACGGCAUGCUGCACUGCGACCUCAAGUCCGACAACGUGCUGGUGUGGUCGCUGGACCCGCGCGUCGCCGUCAACGCCAAGCUGGCCGACUACGGCGUUUCGCGCCUCUCCUUUGGCCAGGGCAGCCGGGGCAGCGAGGGCACCCCGGGGUACCAGGCCCCCGAGGUGCGGCCGGGAUUCGUGUUCGACGAGCGGGUGGACGUCUUCUCGUUGGGCAUGGUCAUCUACGAGCUGCUGUCGGGCCAACGGCCCACGGUGGAGGGGAGGCCGCUGGACGUGGUGAGGAAACUGAUAAGAGGCGAGCGGCCCACCGUGCCGCUCGAGGCCUGGAGGCACGCCCAGCCGCUGGCGGAGAUCAUGGAGCACUGUUGGAAGACCUGCCCCAAGCAGCGUCCGUCUUCGCACGAAGUCGUGACCUCACUCUGCGACCCCACGUCAGCGUGCCAGGCCUACAGCGUGGAGUGCGGGCAGCACGACGCGUGCCUGCCCUGCAUCGCCUUCCCCCAGCACGCGCUGCUGUGGUACGGCGACGGCAUCCUCAGGAGGUACAGCGUGCUGACCGUGCCCAGUGGCCACAUGCAGACCAAGCACCUGCCCUGCCCUGGCGGAAAGGUCGUGUGUCUGACCAAGGUCGGGUCUACCGUGUGGAUCGCCACGCAGGAUCUGAAGAUAGAGAUUUACGUUCUCAGGGAGAUGUGCCCUCUCUGCGUGCCGGACAGAAUCAUACCGGUCCCUUCCCAAGUCACCUGUCUGCUGACGAUUCCUUCACAGACUCCUGACGAGUACGACGUCCUGGCGGGGCUGGAAGACGGAAACGUGGCGGUGUUUCUCAACAAGCCGAGCUCCCCCAGCCUGGAGCCCACGCUCUACCUGUGCCCCGCGUACGCCAACCUGCACGUGUUCGGCGUGAGCGAGUGGGACUCGCGGCAGGCCGUCACGGCCGUCAGGGCCAUCGUCUCCGUGCGCGAUGGGAAGGAGCUGUGGUUCGGCAACGGUCCGGCCGUCGUCAUCGCGGAGCGGGAAGGUUUCCGAAUCGCGCGUCGAUUGGAGAUGUUCUCGGCGGUCACCGUCCCCCCGUCGCGCGUGGCGGCCCUGGCCGUGACCUCGUCCUCCCGCGGCAGCGACCCCGCGGCCUCCGCGGAGACGGUUUGGGCCCUGGACGACGUGAGCAACGCGUUGGUGGCGUGCGACGCCGAGUCGUACUCGCUGCUGGCUCGCUACCCGCUGAACGCCAGCGUCGCCCGUGGCGACGCGCUCUCGCUCGCCGGAUACGCCGCUCGCGCCCGGACGCGCGAGGAGAGGAGACGGCUGCACAUUACGCCCGUGGGCAAAGGCCUUAAGAUUUUUGUCGACGGCUCCUCCGAUGACGAAGAAUCGCAGGCAGCAGACGGCCGCCAUGAACGGGCGCCGGAGUCUCCGUCGCUCGGUGACAACAAAGGCGACUCCGUCGAGCAGCAGCGCGGCGCGGAACUCGGCAGAGAGACGCUGGAUGACCUGUGCGCAGUGGAUUUGAUAUCCGUCCGGGACUGCCUGUGGGUGCCAAGGCGUGGCGGAGACAUCUUGGUGAUUCACGUGAAUCGGGAGGAGGCUCGGGCUCGAGUCAUCGCCGUGAUGAAGGGGAAGGUGCCCGGCCACUAUAGGAAGAUCGUGUCUGCAGGCCCUGCUGGGGACGACGCCAUUGUCUGUUGCCAUGGAGACGGAGCAGGACAGUUGGCCGUGUCCGUCUGGAGGAAGUGGCUGACCGCCGACUUCACAGACUUCUACAGUUUCCAAGACAAUCUACGAAGCUUGAUCCGCCAAUCAAAGUUCUCAAGAUGAUGGUCGAAUGCAGGACCAAGUCUCAACAACGUCACUCGUCCUUUCUCUGCCAGCACGAGCGCUCGCCACGGGCCCGCUUCCGUCAUGGGAACGUGCGCGGGCAGGGGGAGGCUUGUGGCUGGGAAGCCUCGCACGCGAAGAGCCAAAAGUGGAGGGCAUGGUGUUGGCGGGAGGGAUAUGAUGGUUGUGUGCGCAUGAGAAUGAGAUCAUAGCACUCGUGGCGAGCGAGAUUGCCAUGUCUGGGGCUUCAAAAAACCAGGAGGACCUCAUCAUGGGAAGAAUCUCUCUGCGCGGGAAGAGAACUACAUACACAUCAAUGCAUUGCCCUGUGUGGUUUAUUCUGAAUGCAACUGGCAGAAAAAAAACUGGAAUGUUAAUGUCCCAGGAAGACUUAACAGACUGCCCAGGACAGCUACCUCAACAAAGAGAAAAUCUUGGGAAAACCAGGACAUAGGUGGCGACCCGAGCAGCGAGCGUGGAGGAAAACUACGAGUGAUGUGUGCUGCUGGUACGCGAGUUUGGCUUGGAUAGUCAGCUGCGGUUGUGAUGCCCAGAGUAGAGGGCAUGGGGGAGAAGUUGGGAGGCCUGUAUGCCUAGCGAUUGUACACUUUUUGUAUCUUGGGGAGGCCUUCAUAUAAACGUUUAUUCAAGUUUCAAAAUGUUACUGUAUUAAAAUCAUUCUACAUGGAAAUGUCUCCUGUAAGGAUCUUCUCAAAGGGUUAGGCCUGAGUUUCCCAAACCCCGGGUCCUCACAAUCCACCACCACGCUCCGUCAUUCUGCCUUUAUCCAUUUACUCUUCCCAUUCAAAUACAAACUCGUUCAGGGCUACACGUGCCCACUGAUUGCUACACGCCUUGUGAUGCAGAGCAAUUACCGAGGUCUGCGGCAGGAGCCAAUUCAAAUCGAGAUCUGUGCGCGUACUCCUUCCACGUGAUGCAGACACCGUUCAUUGCUUAGCGGGUCUUGUGUUUAAUAAUUAUCGGGUGCGUGCAUUGUGGAACAAGUUAAUUGGAAUGCGAAGCAUAAUUUGGUAAAUGGGGGAAGACAGAGCGUGGAUUGGAGUUGGGAAACCCGAGGUGAGGUGGUGACGCGGUUAAACACACAGGGGAGCAGGGGCACGCUACGCGAGAGUGGGAAGA